UAUAAAAGCACCUCGCAGGAACCCAGCUCCAGCACUACAGAUCCCCUUGAGAUUGAGCAUUAGGACUUGUUUAAAGGACAACAAAGUAAUACGUUUGUUGGUCUUUUUAUAACCAUUGUACUCAUCUUUCACAGCUCAAGCACAGAAGCAGCAUGCUCAGGCUUUGCAUAGCUCUCUGUGUCCUGGCGACAUGCUGGGCGCAGGACUGUCUGGUGAGCAACAUCACUGUCAAACAGGACUUUGACAGGAUGAAGUAUCAAGGAACAUGGUAUGCCGUGGCCAAGAAAGACCCCGUUGGGCUUUUCCUUCUUGAUAAUAUUGUCACCAAUUUCAAAGUGGAGGAGGAUGGAACCAUGACAGCCACCGCCAUUGGAAGAGUCAUCAUUCUCAAUAAUUGGGAGAUGUGCGCCAACAUGUUUGGCACUUUUGAAGAUACAGAAGACCCUGCUAAGUUCAAGAUGAAAUACUGGGGAGCUGCAGCAUAUCUCCAGACUGGAUAUGAUGACCACUGGAUCAUUGAUACCGACUAUGAUAACUACGCCAUCCACUACUCCUGCAGAGAGCUUGAUGUGGAUGGAACCUGCUUGGACGGUUAUUCCUUCAUCUUCUCCCGAUAUCCUGAGGGUCUCAGACCUGAAGACCAGAAGAACGUGACAGAGAAGAAACAGGACAUCUGCUUCCUGGGCAAAUACAGACGUGUUGCACACACUGGUUUCUGUGACACUGCCUAAACGAGCACUACACAAAGAGCUGCUGAGGAUGUAAUCUGACAUGUUUUAUAUUUUUAACAAAUAUGUAAAUACAGACAAUAAGCAUGCUACUUAAAGAGAAUGCAUAAUAAUUUUGCACAAAGCAAAAGGAAAAAUGUUUAAUACUAGUAAGUUCAGGUGCAGGAUGUAACUGUCUUUUUUUUCAAAUAAACUUGGGGAAAAAAGUA
Cyprinus carpio (common carp) is the source of this 937-nucleotide messenger RNA. RefSeq names its product retinol-binding protein 4-A. Gene Ontology annotation, molecular function: retinol binding; retinol transmembrane transporter activity. NCBI's taxonomy places the organism in Eukaryota, Metazoa, Chordata, Actinopteri, Cypriniformes, Cyprinidae. Gene Ontology annotation, biological process: retinol transport. The record is from RefSeq and is a predicted model, not a curated record.